This is a messenger RNA of Bemisia tabaci, 2526 nucleotides long. RefSeq names its product pre-mRNA-splicing factor Syf2. Gene Ontology annotation, cellular component: post-mRNA release spliceosomal complex; Prp19 complex; catalytic step 2 spliceosome. NCBI's taxonomy places the organism in Eukaryota, Metazoa, Arthropoda, Insecta, Hemiptera, Aleyrodidae. The record is from RefSeq and is a predicted model, not a curated record.
UAGGUCAAUCAAUCGUUUGUAGUUUGCAAUUUGCAAAGUCUGUGUUGGUGCAUGUUAGUAAUGAUUAUUAUUUAGGAUUUAAAUCACUCCUCAAGUUUCAAAGACAAAUCGGUUUCGUUUUUGAAACUUCCACUUCAGCCUUCUACCUAGCGCUCAGCCAUGGAGGCGAGCAGUUCCUCAGGAACGGAAGUCAACGAUGGCUGCAGUACGUCCCAAGUCUCUGCCAAAGAGAAACUUGCGGAGAGAAUGAAGAAACUCAAAGAACUCCACAACAAAAGAAAUGAAGCUAGACAAUUGAAUCAUCAAGAAGUUGUGGAAGAAGAUAAAAGAAACAAAUUACCCAGCAACUGGGAGGCCCGAAAAAGAAAAGCAGAGUGGAUCCUGAAUGAUGAAAAAAUGCGAGAAGAAGCUGCUGAAAAGAAUGAAGAUUAUGACCGGCUCAAACUCCUCAAUGUCUCAGCGGUAGAUGCAGAACGGUUUGAACGUCUGAAAAAGAAGAAAAAUGCUGAUCCAGGAUUCUCAGACUAUGAGCAAGCAACUGCCCGACAAUACAACAGAUUAGUGCGCAAUUUAAAGCCAAAUAUGGAAAUUUAUGAGAAACAGAAAACUGAACUGGGAGGUGCUUUCUACGGAGACAAAAACACCAUUCUACACGGUUUGCACAAAGAUUCAAAAGAAGGCAUUGACAGAAUGGUCGAGGAUUUAGAAAAACAGAUUGCUAAGCGCAAGAAGUUCAGCAGACGACGUACGCACAAUGAUGAUGCUGAUAUUGAUUACAUUAACGAAAGAAACAUGAAAUUCAACAAAAAAUUGGAGAGAUUCUAUGGGGAACACACAGUUGAAAUCAAGCAAAAUUUGGAAAGAGGCACUGCAAUUUAAUCAGUCAAACUUUGUACGUGAGGAGAUCUCUGUGCAACACCAACAAAAGCCUCCAUGGGGAAGUGUUAUUGCCAGAAUUGUCGGAAGCUCCCUUCAAGUCAACCAUGUGGAUUUUUCCUCUCGCUGUCAUCCUUCAAUUCAAGUUUUUUACUCUGUUUCAUCAUUGGGUGUGCUAAUACCUUACCACUCCUAAUACUAUGAAGCAUAGCUAGAGAAUUAGAACGUGGAAAAUUGGUAUCUGUUAGUGGUGGUUAGUUGUGAAAGUACGCGGAAGCCAUGUCUCGCAUCUCCGUGUUACCAAGCCAAAUAUCUUUGUCUCAAAAUCAACUUAUUGCAGCUGCGUCUGUGUUACAUCUAAUCCGCUAGAAAUUCUGCAUGCAAUAAUCGUUAAAGAAAAAGAUACAGUGAGUCUUAAGUACCUUGUUGUGACAAACUCAGACUUAUUCAAAAACGAAAACUAAUGUCAAUAUUGUGAUAGACACCAAAACUCUGUCCUGUGCGUCCUGGGAAACAAUUUUUAAGUCUAUUUUGGAGAAAAAAGUAACAAGUAUUGGAAUGAUCUCUCCAGCAAUGAGCACCUUGAUAGGUUGUAAGCAAAAAUGAGGAGCCCUGUAAGGUGAGGUUUUGAACUUGCAAAGACAAUCUCGCGUCAUUAAGCUAUUCAUGGUUUCUUGGAAAUUGCAGAAUUGUGUUAAUAAAAAGCCAAAAAGCUGUCAUCUUUUUGAAAAUUUUAGGAUAAAGGUUUUUUUUUUUUGUUUUAAAAUGCCAAGUACAUACCUCAUUCUUCAAUUGAUGGGCCAAAGUUUCAAUGUUUCUCAAUAGUUUUGCUAUCCAAAAAUCAGGAUUUCCAUGACACUGGUCACCAGAGAGAAACCAUUCUUCUUUUUUUAAAGCUUCAAAAUCAAAUAUUUUUUUAGGUGAAGUGAUUUCAUUUAUUCUCCCAUCUAGGUUCUGCCCAAGAAAACGUUCAGUGUCAGAAAUUCAAUUUAACCAACAGGAAGUUUAAGCAAGGGUGUAGUGUUACUGUUUUUUCAAUUCAUUUUCGUUUUUACAGCCAUCUGAAUAUUCUUUGCACUCUUUUAUGGAUAAAUAGUCAAUUGAUUUUUCAUUAGGCCUUGUCGCCUUGGGACGUUUCAUGGGAUUUGUCUCAAGGAAAAAUCUCACUUGCGAAGUUGGGAAAAAUAUUGAGUUAGUCAAUACUAAUCACAGUGCCAAGUAAGAGUCAUUUUGGAGUCCCAGGAACGACUUAAAAUGAAGAAGAAGAAAUUUUGUUUUGUUGUUUAAUGGGAAAAAGCCCAGAAGUUUCAUUCCUGCGAUUCAAACUUGGGAAAAAUCCUGUGAAACGUCCCGUGAAGAAAAGGCGUUAGAAAACACAAUGUUUAAAAUACGAGGUUCCUCAGUGUGAAAUACAAUCUUCUUUUUCUCAAAGAUUCUAUUUUCUUCAGAUUAAUCUACUCUCCUUCCUCGCUUUGUAGGAUAGUAAUUUGUUCAGCCAAAAAGUAUAGUUGUAUUAAGCCUUUUAUAAUGGCAUCUGUCUCUGUAUAAAUCAUCUUUUUCCCUCGAAUCCAGUUUUACUCCAACUUAAAAGUGAGUUGAAGUUUCUCCCAUCCUGAUCCAGAAGAGUAACUCACUUGCUUAUAUGACCAA